Messenger RNA from Pipistrellus kuhlii (Kuhl's pipistrelle), 4385 nucleotides. RefSeq names its product SREK1 interacting protein 1 (gene SREK1IP1). The record is from RefSeq and is a predicted model, not a curated record. Gene Ontology annotation, molecular function: zinc ion binding; nucleic acid binding. The transcript has 5 exons. The coding region runs from base 161 to 628 and encodes 155 amino acids. Lineage: Eukaryota; Metazoa; Chordata; Mammalia; Chiroptera; Vespertilionidae.
UUGGUUCCCCGCGGCCAGAGUCUCGGAGGGCCUCCCCGCGCUAUCGCCCGGGGGCCAAGAAGACGCCACCCGGGCAGCGCCUCGUCCUCGCAGCCGGCGGCGGGAAGCGAGCGUGGCCUCCGAAGCCUAGGGGGAUCCUGCGAUCCCUUUCACCGGCGCCAUGGCAGUCCCAGGUUGCAACAAGGAUAGUGUUCGAGCAGGGUGUAAAAAAUGUGGCUACCCUGGUCACCUGACUUUUGAAUGCCGCAAUUUCCUCCGAGUAGACCCCAAGAGGGACAUAGUCUUGGAUGUCAGCAGCACAAGCAGUGAAGAGAGUGACGAAGAGAAUGAGGAACUGAAUAAAUUGCAGGCACUACAAGAAAAAAGAAUAAAUGAAGAAGAGGAGAAGAAAAAAGCAAAAAGCAAAGAGAAAAUCAAGUUGAAAAAAAAAAGGAAAAGGUCUUAUUCAUCCAGUUCUGCUGAAGAGGACACCUCAAAACCAAAGAAACAAAAAUAUCAGAAGAAAGAAAAGAAAAAAGAAAAAAAGAAUAAGUCAAAAAAGGGGAAACAUCACAAAAAAGAAAAAAAGAAGAGAAAAAAGGAAAAGCAUUCUUCCACCCCUACUAUUUCUGAAAUCUCCAAAAAGUAACAGACUAUGGCUUACACCAUUAACUUUAAAAUUUUGAUUUUGAAAAUGAUUUCACCUUCUUUGGAAUUUGCUAUAUAAUUAUGCUUUGCAAUAAAUUACUGGCUUGUUCAUAUGGACAUUUUUUCCACAUAUGGGACCAUUAUCCUCUAGCAAUAUAUUUUUAACAUACUAUGAUUUAAAAGUACGAAUCAGUCUUAUUACUUGAUAGCUGUGCCCCCAAUAUGGAUAUCUGUACAUACAAACACAUCAGUUUUCGUAUCCGUGUCUCUAUGUUUGGCUAGUAUUUUACUUUAUAAGUUGAUUGUACUACAGUCAACACUGGUAAUCUACCUAGCAGUUAAUAAGUAUUGCCGAAUCAAGUGUCUGCCUUCCAGUGAUGCAGUGAGAUAGGGGAUAAUGCUUUGCUCUUGACACUGAUAAAUUUAAUAGCUUUUUAUAUCCUAUGAUAAUGUAUGAAGAUAGUAAUAUUCUUCACUACUGGUUUUUAAUCUCUGGGUUUUUUUUGGAUGUCAUAGAAAAUGAAGCUGAUUUAUAGACCUUGACUAGAACUUUUUAAAUGAAUGGAAGAGGAUAAUGAAAAUAUUGUAUUUAUAACUAAGUUUCAUUGUAUUACGACAUGCAGCAUUUCUAGUACCUGCCUCCUUAUUUUUAUAACAAUUAAAAUAUUUCUUCCUGUUUAAAAACACAAGCCUGGUUCAGCCUAUUAGUCUCGUAGAGAUAAUGUUGUGUUGGGCAGGAUUUUUAGAAUAGACUCCUAGGUUGUUUUACAAAUGUGCCAUAUUGGCAUGUCUCAGAGUGAUACCUCAAGAACAGAACUUUUAUUUAGGAGAUGACAGCAAAAUCUUCAUUAUAACUGAUUUUUAUUGUUUCCAAUAUGUAAAUUUUAUGAAACUUGUUUCUAUGUGGAAAAUUUUUAUAAAUGUGAACAUAUAUAUUUAUUUGUCUGAAAUAAUUUGUAGUUUUGAAGCAGGUUUCACACUGAAUUUAUGCUUUCAUAAAUGACUAGUUUGGGGUGUUUCUUUCUUUUACUUCAGUCAUAAACCUCAGGAGCAGUGAUAAAAAUUUAGGAUUAAGAAUUUUAUUCUGUACUUUUUAAAAUUUAAGAACCAGGGAGUUGCAUCAUGAAAGUCUUUAUAUAAUGGGAAUUUUAUAUGGGUAAGCAUUUUCCAACAAUAUUAGUCGAUAUGUUUCUUACAUUUGAACUGUCACAAUGAUCAGUGUUAGUGAUUUUGCUUAACAUUUGGGUAUCCCUUAUGCCCAAUAACUUACUUUUAUUGUAGCAGCAUCAGGAGUCAAAUCAUUCCCAAUGCACAGCACCAAAGACUGCAGGUACCUCAGUGCAGUGCAGUUAUGAGUUUUAAAAUUGGUAACCCACAGACAAGGCUACAGAUGAACUCAUUAUGGGGAAAUCAGGUAAGUACACGUAACCUCACUGGCUGGAGAGGUGUACUGAUUCUUUCUUCACCAUACACCCCUACCUGGCAUGACUUCAGUAAGCCUCGGAGCCUCACAACUCCUGUGGCCAUAUGCUUACCAUGCUCAGCUUCUAGGGAUGCUGCAGCCACAUCUCUGUCCUAUCGCAUUACAGCCACUGACAGCUUUUCCAUACCUAAUUAGUCAUAUGACCAUGAAAAGAAAUUAUCUUGUUUAAAUUAAGUUCAGUCAGCUGUUUGGAGAGAAACACAGAGUUAGGUUUUUAAGGGCUUAUUUUUCUUUGACUGUACUUUAUGUAUUUUUGAAAACUGUAUUUUCUGAAAAUAUAUCAAUAGUUCUUUGUCUAUCAAAAUGACCAACUAAGUACAAAAAUCUUUUUUAAAAUGAUUGGAAAGAUCUGUAUGCAAAAGGAUGGUCUCAUCCUCUCAAGUGUGUAAUGUGAUUAAAUAAGAUAAUUUUAGUGAAUAGAGUUAAUUUGGUUAUUCGUAAGUUUCAUUCUGUUAAUUGUAAAGAUUAUAAUUUAGCUCAUUAAAUUUGUUUCUGCAUGGUGACAUGAUUAAUAAUGGUUUAGAGAGUUAUAUAAAAUUUAGCUCUCAUUAACUCUAGUACACAAAUUAAAAGAUUUUAAUGGUAAUUAUUUUCCCCCAGAAACAAUCUUGGAAUUAUUCUUAAGUAAAUUUUCUAUCAUAUGAGAAUAGUUUAUGAAACACCUCUGCUGAAUUAAAUAAAUUUAUUUUUACUAAAGUAAUUUUCUUCUAACGUCAUAUUAUUGUUAUUGGUCUUCGAUGCAAAUCUCAGUAGUAUAUUUUAGGGGAGAAAUAGUGAAAUUUCUUCUCCGGCAGUAUUAGCAGGAAGGAACGUCAAUUUUAUAGUUAAAAAAUCCAAAAAGUCCUGGACUUUCGUAACUACCUAUGUGACCUUCUUCAGAGUCAUUUUAAUUUCUCUUGGCCUUGGCGUUUUUCAUCUAUAAAACAUUGUAACAAAUUAUCUCUAAGAUCCCUUUCAGUCCUUAAUGUAUGAGUAUUGAUAUUUUAGUAAAAUCCAACUGAUACUGUUCAUUUUAGAAAUUAUUACAAAGGAGCAGGUAGCAGUCUGCAAUGAUAAAGGUCAAAUUUAUUAAUUCUACUGUUAAGCACACUCAACUUCUAUAAGCAGAAAAUUGAUAUUUGGUUCACUUCCUCACCAUCCACUGCACCAUUUUUGCCAGAUGCAGACAGAAUUUUUGUUUAGACCUGUAUCAGUAAUCACAUUAUCUGAACAUUUUGAGGCUACUCCUUUUGGGGUGAUAGACCCACUCCCCACACAAUUCCCUCUUUUCUCUGGAUCAUCUGUUGAAUAAAAUCUCUCUGAGGACUUCCCAGUGCUUCACAUUUAAUACUCACUGUACGUAUCUAUUCUUACCACUCUCAAAUUAUAGAGCCCAAUGUCACCUUCAGUUAAACUAGGUUGAAGAGUUGUUAAUAGUGUUCAUAAAAAUGCCAUCGUGGCCUUUCUUCAACAAACAUUAAUUGCACGCCUAGCACGGCAAACACUCUGCUAAGCACUGGGGAUACACAGAUUAAAAAGACUCGCUUGCUUCCCUGAAGACAUUCGUCAUUCAGUCGGUAGGAGAAACAUCACUUUAGUGCAGUAAUUGACUGGAACGUGGGUUAGAGAAGCACAUAGGGGUAUUCACCUGCUCUGGAGAAGUUGGAAGAGGCUCCUUAGGGAAAGUUGUGCUUGAGGUGCAUUUUGAUUGAGGAUGAGGCUGGUGGGUAUGGUAGUUCCUGACCAGUGGGCAUUGUGAACAAAGACCACAAUGGAGGCUGGGGGGUCUGUGUGUCAGAAAUAACAAGCAAUAUGGGAGGCAGGAAGAGGUAAGAUUUCAGACUCCCAUUCUAGGUUCUCAGGAACAAAAGGAGGAGGUCUUAGGUUCCAUGUUUAGAGAGUUUGGACUCAAAUGGGUAAGCAGUGAGGCACAAUGACAGAAUUUUAAGGAAAGAAAUGACUUACUGGGGUUUGGUUUGUAAUUCCUCCAGUUUUAAAAGAUGAAGUUGCUCUCAUUAGAAGGCCACAUAAGAAUGAUUACAAUCUUUAUGUCCUAUUAUUUGUACUCUUCUAGUCCCGCUUUUCUAAGAUCUGGUUAUUACCGAAAAUCAUACAGUGACUUGUCUCCUAAAAACACAUAAAGUUACAGUGUUAUCAGACCUGUCCCCAGAAUUACAUGCAUAUGUACGUACUAUGAAAUGUGUUUUGUUUUUAAUUUUAUUUUAGAUUAUUUUUGACUGACAAAUUCUGUGCUAUGUUAGUAUUUGUUAUGUCCAAAUAAAUAAUUUAAAAUGUA